Messenger RNA from Colletotrichum costaricense, 237 nucleotides. RefSeq lists its product as uncharacterized. The transcript has a single exon. Bases 1 to 237 code for a protein of 78 amino acids. The record is from RefSeq and is a predicted model, not a curated record. Lineage: Eukaryota; Fungi; Ascomycota; Sordariomycetes; Glomerellales; Glomerellaceae.
AUGUAUUGGAAGAGCAGCAAAGAGAGAAUCGGUCUCGGGGGCCUUGGAUCCGGCCACCGCGUACGCGUUUUCUCAACAGGCCACCUUAUUAUUUCCUUAUGUAGACUCUGUACAUCACACACGUCAACCGCAGCCCACCCAUGCUGCGAAACCUGCCUCCUGCAGGUAAAUAACAGGAAACCUUUUGAACCACAUGGCGCUCGGUGGAAUCACGUUCGUAAGAGUGUAUCAGAUUGA